This is a messenger RNA of Ctenocephalides felis (cat flea), 1589 nucleotides long. RefSeq lists its product as uncharacterized. NCBI's taxonomy places the organism in Eukaryota, Metazoa, Arthropoda, Insecta, Siphonaptera, Pulicidae. The transcript has a single exon. Bases 1 to 1224 code for a protein of 407 amino acids. The record is from RefSeq and is a predicted model, not a curated record.
AUGUCCUCUGCGUCGGAUUAUCGGAAAGAAGUAUCUGUGUCUACAGUUAGGCAGCGCAGCUUAUUCACGGCAAAUGCAUUCGCACCGGGUGAAGUAUAUCGUCCAGCUUUACACCAUGCUGAAGAACCUUCAUCCACAUCAAAUUUCGUGAAAUGUUACGAAGUCCCCACCCACGGUAUUGGCGGCGAAGGAUUGUAUGCAGCAGCCGCAAUGUGCUCCUCAUCUGCAGCAGCUGCGUCCGUGUCUUCAGCAACAUCCCUGACGGCGGCAACAUCUUCCUUCACGAGCCUGCAGCCUCUAUGGCAAACACCAGUGGCGAGAGCAGGAAAGUGCCCGACGGGAUUAUAUCCAGGUGAUGAUUUAUAUCCUUAUUAUGAAAAGAAAGAGCCAUCGUGGCGUGACCCAAUCUCCGAAGUUGCUCUUGAAAGCAACUCGCCGCCCUUGGGGUUGCCCAACGCGCAACCAUCCAUAGCUUUGACAGGUGGAGCAACCGCCACUCCUCACGGAACGAUUUCUGUUAGAUUGCGCGAAAGGAUCAGGGUGGACUUGACCAUCGACAAGGCAGUUCGCGUCAUCAAUUUCAAGAACAACAUUGUUCUGAGCCUUGCUGGAACUGGUUCGGCCGCCGCCUUAAUGCACCCUAAUGGCAGAGUCUACCAGUACGGGUCCAGGGUAGAAAUUUUGGCACAUGAUGUGCACAAUAGUAAUAACCGAUACGCGAAAAUGUGGCACAAAGGCGUGAGUUUUACAAGCGACCAGUGCGCAUUAGUCUACUUAGUCGACGCCGCCGGAACGCGAACAACUACUGAUUCCUUCACGGAUAUGACCCAAGAUUUCUCUCUGAGCGUCUUUUAUAAUGAAUCACGUCAUGGACCCCAGUAUUUCCAGGAAGCUCUAGGGCUGCUCCAGGGUUCUGAAUAUUGGUACACGGACGAUGGCACCGAUAACUACGUUAUUAAUAACGUUCGAAUUUCUCAAACUCUAGAUGGCUUGGUAAGGAUUCGCAGAAACUGCAACAAGUGUAUGAUUCGCACAAGUCCAUCUAACGGAUCGGCCACAUUAACGACACCUUUCAUGCAUUGCACGGCUUCUAUGGGGCACACGUCGCAUUUAUUCGUCAGACGCGGAGAACGAAGGAUGCACUUCGACGGGAAAUCGUUUAUUGUGCGAAAUGCUGGACAUUCUGCAGGUUUCGAUGAGAAGAAUAUGCUGAAAGUCUAUUAAAUGACACCCCAUACAAACAGCAUUUUUUCAUUUAUUUUGAUACUUUCCGUCUUUAAACACACAGGCACACGACAUCGAACACAAGUCAGCCAGCUGGUGACUGAAUAAUCUUCAAUGAGAAUACUCAAGAACAUGAAUGAAGAUUUACACAAAGAACACGCACAUCUGAUAAAUUCCAGUUAAGUUUUUACAAAUUUUAAGAUUUUUAAGCUCAUGGAUUAUGGCUACGUAUGAUAAAAGUGAUUACAAAAUUUUUUGACUGAUGUCAAUGAAUAUUGUAGAAGUAUUUGUGCAUGAAAGUAGAAUUCGAAAAUUUAUGGAAUAUUCACAUGCAAGCAAAUGCAACAAUGUUCGAUAUCUUUAGU